AUGAGCAUUUUCAGCUGGAAUUGCCAGGGCUUGGGGCGUACUCAAGACCUGACAAUCCAGAGACUCCGGGAGAUUCGGCGUACGUAUUUUCCGGAGAUCAUGUUCUUGAUGGAGACUAAGAAGUGUAGGGAUAUUUUGGUGGAUUUACAGCAGUGGUUAGGUUAUGAUAGGGUGUUUACGGUGGAGCCUAGAGGCUUGAGUGGUGGCUUGGCAGUAUUUUGGAAAAAUGAGAUCAAGUUGGACUUCAAAUUUGCGGAUAAGAAUCUCAUUGACAUGCAGGUUCAGUUUGGAGAAGUCACUUUUUAUCUUUCUUGUAUAUAUGGAGAACCCAGUUCUGAAGGGAAGAAUAUAGUAUGGGAGAGAAUCUCAAGGAUUGGAGUCAAUAGAAGAGAAAAGUGGUGUAUGCUUGGGGAUUUUAACGAGAUCCUCAAUAAUGAUGAAAAGAUUGGAGGACCUAUGAGAUCAGAAGAAUCGUUCAAACCUUUUGGGGAUAUGUUGUCUGCAUGUGGAAUGGAAGAGCUGGAGUCAUCGGGGAUCAGGUUUACUUGGGCUGGUCAAAGGUGGAAAAAGUGGAUUCAGAGUUGCUUGGACAGAGCUUUUGGUAACAGGGAGUGGCUGAGAGUAUUCCCGGGAUCUAAUCAGAAAUUUUUGGCCAAACGUGGGUCUGAUCACAGACCUGUCUUGUUAAUGUUGCAAGCGUCACAGUCAAAAAACAGGGGUCAGUUCAGGUAUGACAAAAAAUUCUUGUUCCAGCCGGGGGUUAAGGAAAAAAUCAUUGAAGCCUGGAGGGGAACAGAGGGGGGAUCUGAUAAUUGUUGUGUGGCAAAACGAUUGCGUGAUUGUAGAGGUGCUUUGAGUGUGUGGAAGAAAGAGAAGGACUUCAAUGCCAAAGACAGGAUUCAUAUUUUGGAAGAUCGAUUGGAGUGGUUCCAAUCAAGAAAUUACCCCUGUUGGCAUGCUAUCAGAGUGAUUAAGAAGGAGCUGGGUAGAGCCUAUAAGGAAGAAGAGCUCUUUUGGCAGCAGAAGAGUAUGGAAAAAUGGCUGAAGUAUGGGGAUCGCAACUCUAAUUUCUUCCAUGAAACGGUUAAAGCGAACAGAGAGAAGAGGAAGCUCAUCAAAUUGAAGGAUGGCAGCGGGUUGGAGCAUUGGUCUGAAGAAUCUAAGGCUCUGGUGGCUUUGGAUUAUUUUAAGGAGCUCUUCAAAUCUUCUGACCCCCCUAGCUACCAACCUGUGAUUCAGAGUAUGAGACCAAGAGUGACAGAUUCGAUGAAUCAGAGGUUAUUGGCUGCUGUUACAGAUAAAGAGAUCAGAGAUGCAGUUUUUGGCAUAAAAUCUUCGAGUGCUCCUGGCCCAGAUGGGAUGUCGGGCCUCUUCUUUCAACAAUAUUGA
Brassica napus (rape) is the source of this 1389-nucleotide messenger RNA. RefSeq lists its product as uncharacterized. Gene Ontology annotation, molecular function: catalytic activity. NCBI's taxonomy places the organism in Eukaryota, Viridiplantae, Streptophyta, Magnoliopsida, Brassicales, Brassicaceae. The record is from RefSeq and is a predicted model, not a curated record. The coding region runs from base 1 to 1389 and encodes 462 amino acids. The transcript has a single exon.